This is a messenger RNA of Wallemia ichthyophaga EXF-994, 2343 nucleotides long. RefSeq names its product Activator of stress s 1. The record is from RefSeq and is a predicted model, not a curated record. Bases 1 to 2343 code for a protein of 780 amino acids. Gene Ontology annotation, biological process: DNA-templated transcription. The transcript has 2 exons. Lineage: Eukaryota; Fungi; Basidiomycota; Wallemiomycetes; Wallemiales; Wallemiaceae. Gene Ontology annotation, molecular function: DNA binding; zinc ion binding.
AUGUUGCCUGGUUUCGAUUUGAAUUCUCAAGUUGGUCCACCAAUUAAUCGCGAUUCAUUUGAAUCUGGCUGUGAAUCUGAUACCUCGAGGUGGAAUAAGAAUAGAAUUCAAUUACCUGCACUUAAAUUAGAAAACACCAACUUAAACUCCCUUCCCUCUCCAUCCUCUUCCUCCUCAUCCGACCAUUUAGAAGAACGAAUGCAACAGAUAUCCAUCUCUCAUCAAUGUAAAGACAAUACUCGCUACAUUGGUAAAUCAAGCUCUGUCUACUUGAUGGCUGCCCUUGAUGAAUACAGCCACAACAACUAUGACAUCAUGGACACAGACCGCAGACCCGAGUUUUGGAAGGACAGGGAGUGGUCUAUUGAAGAGGGGAACGAUCCCGCACCUCUCCCGUACUCCCCUGACGAGCUUCCUCCCGACGAUCUCCUCCUCCACCUCGCAAAUAUCUUCUUUGAUCGCCUCAACGUCUACUUCCCUGUCCUCCACAAGUCCUCUUUUCUUUAUAACCUACAAAACAACACCCACGACCCCAAAUUCGGUGCCAUCGUCUUCCUCCUUUGUGCCACUGCCUCGAGGUAUUCGAAUGACCCCAGAGUUGUCCCCGACGACGACAAGGAUGAGCAGGGAAAUGUCAAGAACUGGCGAUUUGCCGGCAACUCCUUUUUCAUCAAGUUCAAGACUCACUGUCGCAGAUUUCUAUUGACUGCAGCCACACUACAAGACCUCCAACUGAUUAUUCUCAUGAUUGUGUAUUUGCAAGGUGGUCCAUUUAGUCCUGCCUGCUGGGCAAUAUCCAGUAUAGGGUUGGUGUUAGCCCAAGACAUAGGUUUCCACCGAAAGAGACCGCAGGGUGAUGGACUGCACGACGAGCUACGCAAGCGAGCGUUCUGGUGUUUGUACAUACUCGACAAGCAGCUCUCAGCGAUGUUAGGGCGGCCGAGCACACUACACGACGAGGACAUCGACGUAGACGAGCCAUCAGUGCUCCCCGACGAGAUGGACACUUCCAUGCAACUGAGUGUACUACAUUUCAACAAGCUCAUUGCGCUAGUCGCGAUACUCGGCGAGGUGCUGCGAACAGUGUACGUCGUCAACAAGCGUCGGCGGCCAGGUAGUGGUGGAGCGGGAGGAGGUGGGCUCUCCGAAGCGCAGCGAACGCUGAUGGAUGUCGCAGCGCUCGACUCUAAACUGCACAAAUGGCUAGACGAUAUGCCCCCAGAGCUGAGCUGGGAUGCUAGCUGCACGGAUUCGCUCACUUUCAACUACAUGUGCAUCCUCCAGACUACCUAUUACGUAGUGCAGAUAUACAUUCAUCGCCCCUUCAUAGCUACUCCUAGACGCCCCUCCCCGCUUAGCUAUCCCAGUCUCGCUAUCUGCACGAAUGCGGCGAGAUCCUGCAUUCACGUUCUCGAUCACCUCCAGACACGCAGUAAUGACGUGCUGUAUAUGGAUAGCUGGAUAGGCAUGGGCAGCUUCACCUCCUCCGUUAUUCUCAUCGUGUCUGCGUGCGAGGGUAGACGGAAUGGCGAAACACAUUCGAACAUAAACUCGAACACAAACCCACACCAUCACACACCCGAAAUGAAAGACAUCGAUAUGGGCAUCGCCGUCGUGCGUAAACUAGAAGACCGCCACUUACAUGCAGGCAGAGCGCACGACGUGCUGCGCAAACUCAGGAGCAGGAUUGAUUCUAUCCCCGUUAACGCUGGAGAUGCAAAGGAUGCUGGGCGUGGUGAUUGCUCUGCGAGUGUCAGCCCAUCGACCACCACUAGCACUGGCACUGGCGAAGGCGAUGGGAAGCAACGGCGGAAGAUUGCCAAGAAACCUAGUCACUUUGGGCAGGGUGCGCGGGGUGGGCAUGGAAACACAAUCAACCACGCCAACCACCCUAGCCCUAAUUACCACAACCUAGCUAGCCUUCCCAUUUGCACAAAUGACCUUGCUAAUCACAACUUUUACCCCACGCCAACUCCACCCACUGCAAGUCCUGCAUGUGGCGGGUUCGAGUUUGACCCGAUCCAGUUGGAAGCUUACUCGGAGGCGCAGACAAAAGCACAAGUACAAUUACAAAUACAACCACAACCACAAAUACAAACUCAAUCACAACCACACCCACACUCACUUGCGGGAUUGCAUAGUGAGUAUAACAUGCUCGAGAUGGACCGCAUUCCACCUUACACAAACACACCAACCUACGAUGGAUACUCUGCCUACCCACACUAUCUACUCGAUGACAUGUUUCCAGCACCUCAACGAGAGCAGGAUCUCUGGUCGAUGCUUCCAAACUCGACAUACAACCCCAAUUCGGAAGACUGGGCAACGUUUUUCAAAUACACAUGA